Lytechinus pictus (painted urchin) is the source of this 2674-nucleotide messenger RNA. RefSeq lists its product as uncharacterized. Gene Ontology annotation, molecular function: ubiquitin protein ligase activity. NCBI's taxonomy places the organism in Eukaryota, Metazoa, Echinodermata, Echinoidea, Temnopleuroida, Toxopneustidae. The coding region runs from base 112 to 1773 and encodes 553 amino acids. The record is from RefSeq and is a predicted model, not a curated record. The transcript has 2 exons. Gene Ontology annotation, biological process: protein monoubiquitination.
CACGGGAUACACCGUUUGGCUGUGAUACAAGGAACACAACCUGUAGCUUCACUUGUCUUCAGAGAAAGGUUCUAAAGUCCGGUGAAGGCUACGAUAUUCUUUCUCCUCGUCAUGGCGUCUAAGUUCCCAACAAAAGUGGAUAAGGACAAGCUUCGUACAAGAAAGGGUCAUGACAUGACAUGGUCAUGUGACAACCUCCAACAUGGUGAGCCAAUCACAUUUUAUUGUAAACAACACAAAAUUCCUAUCUGUCAUAAAUGUGCGACCAAAGAUCACAGGCAAGAAACGUGUGAGCUACAAGACAUCGGGGAUGUCAUCAUAGAAAGGCGGGGAAAUCUGGAGGAGAAACGGCCCUUGAUAGAGGAAACGAAAUUACUGCUUCAGAAGGUCCAAUCUAAAAUAGAUGCCGUUUAUUCUUCUUCAAGUAAGCAUCUUCAGACAGUCAACGAUAAACUACAAGAGACAUUCGAAGACAAGUUAAAGAAUGUGAAAGAAAGGGAAGUAAACUUGAUUAGGGUGAUUAACGAGGAGGCGGACGAGGAAAUAAGGGAAAUAAAUGAGAAGAGAGAAAAACGCAUCAAGGAUUGCAACAUCGAUAUCGAAAAGGAACAAAUUACCAUCAAAGAGAGAGAAACAAGACUUUUAUCAGAUACAAAGACAAUCAGUGACAAAGUUACUAAGAAGAUUAACGAUCUUACUAAUAAGAAUCAGCAUGCGCUUAACACUAUGAAGAAUAUUGAAUCAACCAUCACACGUAUAAACAAACAUGAUGAAACAUUGGUGAAUGAAGCUCCUCAAGUACUUGCAUCUAUCGAUGAAUAUAUAAGUUUGAACGUUCAUCAAGAUGUUAGCGUCUAUCUUGACCGAAUACAUAGUGAAGUGGAGAGAGUGAAGUUUGUAGAGGGGGAAAUAGGUGGAGAAUACUAUUGUAGAAUUGAUGGGUAUAUCGGGAAAUGGGAACUUGUCAAGUCAAUCCACAUUCCAUCGGUUGUUAAUAUGCCGUGGGUGCGUGGUUUGAUCAGUGAUGAUGAGAUAUGUGUGGAAGACGCAAAGAACCAUGACAUGUAUGUUACAAACAUCAACACUCGACGCACACAGAAAGUCAUUGAUGGAGUUGGUAACAUGGACAUUACGUCAUGUGCCACCAUAAACAGAAACGUAAUAGUAUGUGGGAAGUGGAUAUGGGGUUGCACGGGUGAUAGGCUGGAUGGAUUCAUCAGUCUCUAUGACAGACAAUGGAAGAUGAUUAGAGACAUCAGCAUACCAAGGAAUAAAGGCGGUAAUAGGGUGCAUGUUCAUGUCGACAUGGAUGGGAUGAUCCUCGCUGCUCAGUUCGGUCAGUCUAACAUCUACGUCAUAAACCCUGAUGAUGACAAGGUUGUACACACUGUCACGAUGCAGGAUAUAGUGUGUGGUGAAAUGCAGGCCUUGUCAUCAGGUGAUAUCGUUGUGAAGAAAGGUCUUAACAAAUACACUGUCAUCUCCCGUUCUGGAGAAAAGAAGGCUGUCAUACACUGUGAUGAGUGGAUGAAAUCAGAUUGUCGCGUUGACAAACUGACAGACACAAUCUACAUUACUUACCUAGUCGCGGGUAAAACCUGCGCAGUUGAUCAGGCGUCAGGUGAUGGUAUCAUCCAGGCAAGGAGGAUCGUGGAAUACGUGAGAUCAGAUCGCUCUCUGUACUUCAGCCCUUGUCUUGUUACUCCUUCUGGUAACCUUGUAGGCUGGGAUGGAGACAAGCUUUUUCUUUACAAGAAGACAUUUAUCUUGUAAAUCAUAAAGACUCUCAAUAGCGAGUGAUGAUUGCUGUGUUUAAAAGGAAAUUAUAGACCUGUCAAAUCAGUCACUUUCAAUGGUGUUUAUUUUCCAAUUGCUCUCCAAAAGAAUAAUAUAGCUAGUGCUUUUUUUAUAUCAGUAUAAAUCAGCAGUCAUUCUCCAAAUUAUAUUUCAGUUCAAUGAAUGCCCUAGAUCUCAAAUGUCAUAGUUUUCCCGUAAACUGAAUAUUUAAAUUUGAUAACCCUUUGCCCACUAGGUAGUCCUGUAUUGGAUAUACAGAAUUCAGUAGCCAAGGCGUUUAGAAUUUAAAUUGUUUGAAACUUAACCCUAUCGCCUAAAUGCUUUCUUGUUAAAGGGGAAGUCCUCCCUGACGAAAGGUUUGGUACAAAAUUAGCAGAAAAAAUGAAUAAAAAAAGUAUUAGUGGGUGAAGGUUUGAGGAAAAUAAAUUUGGAUUUGUGACGUCAUAAACGUGCAGAUGCCCCGUAAGUUAUGUAACGUAAAACUCAUAAAUUUCAUUUUUUAUAAUUGUUCGUGAUGACUCUUUUAUUUUAUUUUUUUUAGGAACGUGUGUGAAAGAUUUGUUUGCUAAUAAUACUGAAUGUACAGUAAAAAAACAUUUUCAAUUUUCUUGAGAAAAUGAAAUUUUUAUUGAUGAAAUUCUAACAAAUUUUUCAUUUGUUGAUGGAUUUUUAUAAUUGAAAUUCUAAUAACUUUUUAAUUCUUUCGACAAUACUUGUAUUAUUUUCUGCCAUUUUUACAAUAAACUUUUUGGGCAGGGCGAACUUCCCCUUUAAAUCUCAUUUGGUGAUAUUCUCCCAUCAAGGUUAAAUCGGUUAUUUAUUUUAUGAGGUUAUAUUCCCCAUCCCUUUAUCGGGUUGAAUUCAUUUUUAUUCUGUC